AUGGCCUUUUCUGGUGCGCUCACACUGACUGAUCUGAAUGAUUUCAUAACACCGGCACAAGCGUGCAUCAAGCCCGUCGAGCAUGUUGAGAAGGAAGCGGGGACAGCAGAUACAGAGAUUCAUAUUGACUCCAGUGGCGCAUACUACGAGGUCUCAGGGAAUGAUUCGUCUUCCCAACCAACUUCAUCGGGGAAGCAAUUGGAGCAAGCACAGAUCAGCUUGAACGAUUGCUUAGCAUGUAGUGGCUGCAUCACAUCCGCUGAAUCCGUCCUUAUCACCCUCCAAUCUCAUACAGAGGUUUUGAAUUUUUUGGAGGCAAAUUCUUCAUCAUCCGAAUCCUACAAGAUUCCUGUUAUAUCGAUAGCUCCACAGUCUCUGGCAUCUUUAGCCGCUUCCCUAUCGCAUUCCUCCCCUACACCAAUCACCCCAAGACAAGUCCUACGUCGGGUUGAGCUGUUUUGCAAAAACGUACUAGGCUUUGCCCAUGUCUUCGACACCACAUUCGCUCGACAUUUGGCACUGCGUGAGCACGUGGCCGAGUUUGAGGAGCGUCGGUUGAAAGACCAAGCUGGGGGAGAGGAUGCUGUGGGACAGCUUCCAAUGCUGGCGAGUGCAUGUCCGGGGUGGAUCUGUUACGCGGAAAAGGCACAUUCAGAGAUGCUGCCGUUUAUCGCCACCACCAAAAGCCCGCAACAGGUUAUGGGAACGUUGGUGAAAGAGUGGAUGGGCGCCAAGUGGGGCAAACUGCCUCAGGACGUUUACCACGUUUCCGUGAUGCCAUGUUACGAUAAAAAGCUUGAGGCUUCACGGCAAGACUUUUACAACGAGACUUAUUCGACAAGGGACGUCGAUUGUGUCAUUACAACGGGAGAACUCGAGUUGAUGAUGCGAGAGAAAGAAUGGAAUCUUUCCUUGCCCCGUGAGCUGGAUGACGCACCCUGGCAAUCGAGCAGCUCCAGUUUUGACCUCCCCGAACUCUUGCAACACCCCGGAUCGUCAUCUGGAUCCUACCUUCAAUCCAUUGUUUCCCACCUUACUGCCUCGUCGUCGAUACCGCUUCAACUUUCUGUCAAAACAUUGCGAAAUGCCGACUACGAGGAGCAUGUUUUGACUGAGGUUGGCAGUGGAAACAUUGUCUUCAAAGGGGCCAAGUGCUAUGGGUUUCGGAAUUUGCAAAACGUCGUGCGAAAGACUCAGCACAGUGGGCGGUCGUAUGACUACAUCGAAGUGAUGGCGUGUCCAGGUGGUUGCGUGAAUGGUGGAGGGCAAUUAAAAGUGCCAGCAUGGGGAGAUAAAGAGUGGACGCGGAAGGUGGAGGAAGUAUAUUGGGAUGACAGGACGCCGGCUGCGGUGGAGUUGGCGGAUCGAAUGACUGAACUUGUUCACAGAGAGUUAUGCUCGAAGGAAAGAGAAGGAGGAAACAUAUUGCGAACGCAAUAUCGGGCAGUAGAGAGUGAGGUGAUUGGUCUUGCUGUUAAAUGGUGA
Messenger RNA from Laccaria bicolor S238N-H82, 1485 nucleotides. RefSeq lists its product as uncharacterized. Gene Ontology annotation, biological process: iron-sulfur cluster assembly. Gene Ontology annotation, cellular component: cytosolic [4Fe-4S] assembly targeting complex. Lineage: Eukaryota; Fungi; Basidiomycota; Agaricomycetes; Agaricales; Hydnangiaceae. The transcript is spliced from 9 exons. Gene Ontology annotation, molecular function: 4 iron, 4 sulfur cluster binding. Bases 1 to 1485 code for a protein of 494 amino acids. The record is from RefSeq and is a predicted model, not a curated record.